Messenger RNA from Andrographis paniculata, 524 nucleotides. RefSeq names its product histone H4. The record is from RefSeq and is a predicted model, not a curated record. The transcript has a single exon. Gene Ontology annotation, cellular component: nucleosome. Lineage: Eukaryota; Viridiplantae; Streptophyta; Magnoliopsida; Lamiales; Acanthaceae. Gene Ontology annotation, molecular function: protein heterodimerization activity; DNA binding; structural constituent of chromatin. The coding region runs from base 65 to 376 and encodes 103 amino acids. Gene Ontology annotation, biological process: nucleosome assembly.
AUCUUUGCUCAGAUUGACAAUUCACGAGAAUCCCAUCCAAGUUUCUCAUCAGCAGCUCCCAAAAAUGUCGGGCCGUGGCAAGGGUGGCAAGGGUUUGGGAAAGGGAGGAGCCAAGCGGCACCGCAAGGUGUUGAGGGAUAACAUCCAGGGAAUCACGAAGCCGGCGAUUCGCCGUUUGGCUCGGAGAGGAGGCGUCAAGCGUAUCAGCGGUCUUAUCUACGAGGAAACUCGCGGCGUCCUCAAGAUCUUCCUGGAAAACGUGAUUCGUGAUGCGGUUACUUACACGGAGCACGCUCGCCGGAAAACCGUCACGGCGAUGGAUGUCGUCUACGCUCUGAAGAGGCAAGGCCGGACAUUGUACGGAUUCGGUGGUUAGGUCUUCGUUUGUGGUUCGACCUUUGAUUUAGCGCUUCUGAAUGUAAAUGUCGUGAAAACUUGGUUAGAAGGAUUGGGGUUUCAGUUGUCCUUCGAUGCACUUGUACUCGGAUUUAUGUUUUCAUGAAAGCAGAAUUGGAUUCUUCUCA